This is a messenger RNA of Cladocopium goreaui, 2135 nucleotides long. The record is from the annotation of a GenBank genome assembly. NCBI's taxonomy places the organism in Eukaryota, Dinophyceae, Suessiales, Symbiodiniaceae.
AUACAUCAUACGCAUAUAUAUAUAUAACACUAUAAACAGAUAUGUAGCAUCAUGAUACAUUAUGUAUCUUCCGUCUAGCAUAAUAUGAACAUAAUGAACAUACCAUACCUAAAUACUUAACCCAAAUCAUACACUUCUCUGAAAAGGUCCAGCAAUGGGAGAUAAAAGAGAGGCAGCAAGGAUCGUUGGUUGCUUCGGCACCAGCUGCGGUGCCAAACAUCGGUAGCAGACAUCUCGUGUCACAAUGGUGAAGAAAUAUCAAGACUUGUCAUUGAGAAAUGUCAAUGGACACAUACAGAGUUAAGAGAAUGAGAGUUCCAGACCACAGAGCGUUCAGGUUGAGCCCCGCAAGCCGCCAAAUUGUUGUCGUGACGUGCGCUUGUUUGGAUAGACUCGGAUAGACAUCAUGAAUAGCGGAGUAUGGACACCAUUGAAUCGGUACGAGAACAAGCAAGCCGCAGCAAAAUCAAAAAACACCUUUGUAGCGACAAAACCAUGAGAAUCCAUGCUUCUUGGGGUCGUGGGGAUUCCAAAGACUUUUCUGUCAAAUAAUCGCCCAAACCACACAAAUGCCCUGGAACCACGCACUGCCAUGCCAUAGUCCGCACAUGUCCACACCUUGAGGUGAGCGGCGUCGAAAACCGGGUAGCGAUUUGGUUCUAAUCCUUAUAAGCUUUCGCGACGGCUUUCGCGGUUCUUUCGCGCGCACAGUUCUGGCUCUCGCGGCGACGUAUUUCGUGAUAUCUUUCGCGGUUGCUUUCGCGGAAAAUUGCCCGUAAAUGAUGGUGCACAUGUAUAUUUAAAUGUGCUUCUACUAUCUACCUGCUUUCGCCACUGCUUUCGCGGCUCGACCUUGACGCACUCCUUUCGCGGAGCUUUCGCGCGGCUUUCGCGCGUGAAGGUUUGGCUUUCGCGGGGGGUUCCCCACAUGAACCCGAAUACUAAAUCCCUUCAUGGAGGUUUUUGAUGCUGCUCAGGUGAGGAUGCCUGUAACAUAUUGCAAAGCCGCCGCAUAACACUGCGAUGGUCAGUCUAAAACACAUAGGUUUCAGUUUCAAUCGCUGUUCUUGAAUCCCAACCAUGAUAUUUCAAUGAGUGGCUCUCUAGCUGGAACAUGCUGGAAUUGAUGUUAUAGCAUGCUUGUGCAAAUGCCAAUGCGAAAAACAUGAGAAAACUGUGUCCCCUCAGACCUUACCCUAAGAUACCCUAAGAAACACUUGGAGUGAAACCAUGUGCUUAAACCAGACGGUCUCCAUGUGACAUGCGGCAAACCAUUCCGAAAUCCUUGAACUGCUGGAAGAAGGUCUUGUUAUUGUCAUUGACCGAGAUAAAGUUCCACAAGCACUAUCAUGUCAUCUCUGAAGAAUGCAUGGGCAGCAGAUCCCGGCAAGGUGUCUUGCCAUGGUCGAAGAAUGACAAACAUCUUGGAACUGUCAAGAAAGGGGGCCAGAAUUGGUUUUGUACACUGAGAAAGCCAUGUGCAGCAAUUUCGCAGAAGAACUUCCAUGCGCAGCAACAUGAACUAGAUGAGCAAUCAGAGAGAAAGGACAAUGUUUCGACAUGUUUGAAUCAUGUUUGGAACAUUUUUGAACACCAAAAAUGAUGCCCAAACAUGAUCAAUCAUGAUCAGACAUGAAGGGUAACCCAAAGGCUGUGUCUGUAUGCAUCCUGUCCGUUGAACUGAGGAAACUGGAAGUAUGUGACUUUGGGCGUUUCAGGUUUCGAAUUCAUCUCAACCCCCAAGAAGUACUGUGAUGUUGAAGAGGUCCACUUGGAACAAUUCCAUGCAUGGACAGCAUUUCCGUUGGGUGGAACUCAACUGAUGUCGAUAAUGUUCAGGGGUAAGAGAACCAGGAAGAAACCAACGCUGUUGAAAACCCUGGUGUCGGGCCAGUUGCUGGCUGAACAGUGGUGGCCGGAGCCAGACAGUCUCCUAAUGGUUUCCCGGAAACCCAAAUCUGAAACCUCGGAAAACUCGACGGUGCCCUGUGACAUGCGGCAAACCAUUCCGAAAUCCUUGAACUGCUGGAAGAAGGUCUUGUUAUUGUCAUUGACCGAGAUAAAGUUCCACAAGCACUAUCAUGUCAUCUCUGAAGAAUGCAUGGGCAGCAGAUCCCGGCAAGGUGUCUUGCCAU